AUGGCAAUGUUCUCCUGUUUCUUUCCAAAACCUUCAAAAAACUGUGAAAAAUAUGAAAGCGAAUUGGAACCCGGAGCGUUGAGAUUCGAGGAGUUCUUCUCUCAUGGACACCACAACUCCAUCCCCACGGACCCCUUGACUCCAUUCAACUUCUCCAAUAUGUGUAUCACCGGUGGCCACAAAAUAGUGACAGUAACCUACUCCCCAUCAGGUCACGGUGGCUGUGUACGGUACUUCAAACGAGGCAAUAACUGUGACGUCAAACUUAUCUCCUAUGACCCACGUGAGAUGAGCGAUGAGAGUAAUGAGACUGUCAGCCAGCAGAUUCUCAACGAUCAAAACCCAUUUAAUGCGUUUUUAUCGGAUUUCGAGAAGGUUCUGAGCCACCCGCAUGUCACCGUGGACUCCCUGAGCAUCAUGUUGCAUGGAGAUGUCAAUCAACAGUUUGUGGAGCUCAUGGAGAAAAAAUUGGCUGCUCCGAUUGCUGUGCGAGCCCUGGAGCUUGACAUCAAGGCACCCGAGCAUCAUGUCAAGCUGCUGGAAUGCAUUCACCCGCUCACUUUGAAAAAAUUGACGAUUUCCUACUUUGGAGAUAUGGAGGAUUUUGGAAUGAAGGCGGGGGAAUUGGAGAAGUUACCGGUGUGGAAUAAUUUGGAUGAAUUACACAUCAAGACGUUUGUGGUGACCGAAGGAGUUCCAGAUCUUGGAAAUUUCGAGAAAGUUUCCAUGACGUUCGAUAAAGUUGGUGUGAAUGAUGUGGUCAAGGUUAUUGAGACAUUCCUCAACACCCCGAAAUGCAAAAACUUCCACUUGCGCUUCUUCCACUUUGACGAAGCCGACAAACUAUUCGACAUCAUUAAACUACCGUGUACCGAGAUGAAUGGCCUGAAAAUGGUUCAUUUGGGAAAGCCAGAUACAGUAGAAAUUAUAAGUAUCGUGCAAAAUCUGAAGGAGAAUACGAUUUCGCUGACAAAAAUGGAUCCAAACAGCGAAAAAUCGGAUCGAUUUUUUGGGUUCUAA
This is a messenger RNA of Caenorhabditis remanei, 1020 nucleotides long. RefSeq lists its product as uncharacterized. The record is from RefSeq and is a predicted model, not a curated record. Bases 1 to 1020 code for a protein of 339 amino acids. The transcript has 3 exons. NCBI's taxonomy places the organism in Eukaryota, Metazoa, Nematoda, Chromadorea, Rhabditida, Rhabditidae.